Magnolia sinica is the source of this 929-nucleotide messenger RNA. RefSeq lists its product as uncharacterized. Gene Ontology annotation, cellular component: signal recognition particle receptor complex. Gene Ontology annotation, biological process: intracellular protein transport. Bases 162 to 605 code for a protein of 147 amino acids. NCBI's taxonomy places the organism in Eukaryota, Viridiplantae, Streptophyta, Magnoliopsida, Magnoliales, Magnoliaceae. The transcript is spliced from 2 exons. Gene Ontology annotation, molecular function: GTPase activity; GTP binding; signal recognition particle binding. The record is from RefSeq and is a predicted model, not a curated record.
AAAACUUGUAUUUUUGCUUCCUUUCCUUUACGAUUUUUGGAGCUAUUAGGGUUUAAUCGAUUUCAAUUCUCCUUUUCUUUUUCGAAUCUUUUCGGUGAUUUUUGGCUUUCAAAGCCCUCAAUCUCUUUCGAGAUCUGAUUUUGGGGGGAUUCUUUUCAGAGAUGUUGGAGCAAUUGAUGAUAUUUACACGGGGUGGUUUGAUCCUCUGGACAUGCAAGGCGCUCAAAAACACCCUUGAAGGGUCCUCGAUCGACACCUUGAUCCGGUCUUGCCUCUUGGAGGAGCGAUCCGACGACAUGUCGUACAAUUACGAUGCCCUCGAUGCUGCGUACACUCUCAAAUGGACCUUCCAUAACGAUCUCAGCCUCAUCUUCGUCGUCGUUUAUCAAAGGAUACUCCAUCUCCUCUAUGUCGACAAUCUUCUCUCCAUGGUGAAGCAUGAGUUUUCACAGAUCUACAAUCUGAAGAGUACAGCUAAUGAUGAUUUCGAUGACGUCUUCCGACAGUUGCAGAAGGAGGCAGAGGCUAGGGCGGAAGAGAUGAAGAAGUCAAAGCAGGCGGCAAGGCCCGCGAAGCAGAUCGCAGUCAAGAAGGCCGGAUCAUAGGGCAAUGCGAAACAAAAGAGCAGUGGUGGAUCCAGCAAGGACGGCUCAGAUGAUGAUUCGACAAAAGGUUGUGGAUUAGAGAACAGUAAUUAUUCUAACGGACAUGAAGCCGGGAUCAAAGGAUCUCGUGCAGCUGAUGUUGUUAAGAGUAAAGAGAAUAACAGCUCAGAGGUCGGGGCUUUUGAUGUAAGUAAGCUUCAAAAGUUGUGGUCAAAAGCAGGGAAGAAAAUAGAUACAAUAGUUAGUAAGGCUCCCUCCAAGGUGGAGUCGAAGAAAAAGUUAACAAAGAAAAAUAGAGUUUGGGAUGAUUCGCCACAAGAGUCG